Messenger RNA from Oncorhynchus mykiss (rainbow trout), 3002 nucleotides. RefSeq names its product SRSF protein kinase 3 (gene srpk3). Gene Ontology annotation, biological process: spliceosomal complex assembly; regulation of mRNA processing; intracellular signal transduction. Gene Ontology annotation, molecular function: protein serine/threonine kinase activity; ATP binding. Lineage: Eukaryota; Metazoa; Chordata; Actinopteri; Salmoniformes; Salmonidae. The record is from RefSeq and is a predicted model, not a curated record. Gene Ontology annotation, cellular component: nucleus; cytoplasm.
GACCCCACCACUGUUCCCAAAGCGCUUGUGCUCAUAACUACAGCGCAGGCGCGAACCUAAAUGCAGCCUGCCAGCAGUGUGCGCGGUGACAGCUGCACUGAUGAUAUCGAUGAACGUGUCCAGCGGUAAUAACAACCCGCAUAGCACCCACAGUAAGAAGCAUAAGAAGAAAGGAAAGAAACAUCGAAAAGGAUCCGGUGACAACCUCCCCAGUUUGGAUAUUGGGUCCCAGAUUCCCACCGCAGAUGAGUUGUGUCGCAUCCUCACAAUACACAGGCCUGCGACUCCACCAAAAACCUCUCCCACCCCUGCCCUCAACCUGUCCCAGAGGCCCCCGGACCUCCAACCCCCUGCCCCACUCAACCUGUCCCAGAGGCCCCCGGACCUCCAACCCCCUGCCCCACUCAACCUGUCCCAGAGGCCCCCGGACCUCCAACCCCCUGCCCCACUCAACCUGUCCCAGAGGCCCCCGGACCGCCAACCCCCGGACCUCCAACCCCCUGCCCCACUCAACCUGUCCCAGAGGCCCCCGGACCUCCAACCCCCUGCCCAACUCAACCUCUCCCAGAGCCCUCCCCAUCUCUUAUGUCCUUCCGCUUUAACCACCAGGCCACUUCCUAUACCACUAACUCCCUCCUCUGACACUCUGUCCACCCCUGUACUGUCCACCCCCGUACUGUCCACCCCCGUACUGUCCACCCCCGUACUGUCCUCUCCCGUACUGUCCUCUCCCAUAGCACCCUCACUAGGGAUCCCUCCAAUUCUGUUCUCUACUCCACCUAAACCACUGACCUCCUCAUCUCAGACCACCUCUCCGCAGGCUCUCAGCCCACCCCCACCUGACUUCACCCCUCCACCAACAGAGCUGCUCGGAUCAGAUGAUGAGGAGCAGGAGGACCCAUCGGAUUACUGCAAAGGUGGGUACUACCCAGUGAAGAUUGGAGACUUGUUCAAUGGCCGAUAUCACGUAGUCAGAAAGCUUGGUUGGGGUCACUUCUCUACUGUAUGGCUAUGCUGGGACCUGCAGAGGAAGCGCUUUGUGGCACUGAAAGUGGUGAAGAGUGCUCUGCAUUACACAGAGACGGCGCUGGAUGAGAUUAAACUGCUCAGAUGUGUGCGAGACAGUGACCCUACAGACCCCAAACGAGAGACCAUUGUACAGCUUAUUGAUGACUUUAAGAUAUCCGGGGUCAAUGGCGUGCAUGUGUGUAUGGUGCUGGAGGUUCUGGGUCACCAGCUGCUGAAGUGGAUCAUCAAGUCCAACUACAUGGGUCUUCCUCUAGUCUGUGUGAAGAGCAUUCUCCGACAGGUUCUGCAGGGCCUGGACUACCUGCACACCAAAUGUAAGAUCAUCCACACCGACAUCAAGCCGGAGAACAUCCUGCUGGAUGUAGAUGAGGUGUACGUCAGACGGCUGGCUGCAGAGGCCACUGUGUGGCAGCAGUCAGGAGCCCCUCCUCCCUCGGGCUCCUCAGUUAGCACCGCCCCAAGGGAGAACCAGAACGGCAAGGUGACCAAGAACAAGAAGAAGAAGCUGAAGAGGAAGGCCAAGCGGCAGCAGCGUCUGCUGGAGGAGAGACUGGUGGACCUUCAGAAGAUGGAGGAUCUGGACGGGACUUCUCCACCAGACCCUUCCAACCCUCUACGCACCCCCUGCGGACAGGACGACGACGCUGGGGACCCAGAGAGGAACGCCAACAACUCCUCUGUGGUGAAGGGGAAUGAAAACGGGAACUGCUACACCCACGUCUCGUCCACGGCUAACACCAAGGCCAACCCGGAGUCUGGCUCGUUGUGGAUCGAGGAGGGUUGGAACGGCCACAACCCCAUGCGUUUCUGCAGCCCUGGCUCUGGGAUGUCGGGGAUGUCUGCUGGCUCCAUACUGUCAGCCACGUCUGAGUCAGCACUGUCUACCCUGUCAGGCUACUCCACCGGGAGAGACAGCCAACGCUCCGGACUGUCCCCCAGCAUGUUCAGCGCAGCAGAUUUCCUGGUCAAUCCCCUGGAACCACAGAAUGCUGACAAAAUACGCAUCAAGAUAGCAGACCUGGGCAAUGCCUGUUGGGUGCACAAACACUUCACAGAAGACAUCCAGACACGUCAGUACCGUGCCCUGGAGGUGUUGAUAGGGGCAGAAUACGGCACUCCAGCAGACAUCUGGAGCGUAGCCUGCAUGGCGUUUGAGUUGGCUACAGGGGACUACCUGUUUGAGCCCCACUCAGGAGAGGACUACACUAGAGAUGAAGAUCACAUUGCACACAUCAUUGAGUUAAUGGGAGCCAUUCCGCCCCCUUUUGCUCUGUCUGGGAGAUAUUCACGAGAAUACUUUGACAGGCGAGGUGAGCUGAGACACAUAGCCAACCUGAAGCCAUGGGGUCUGUUUGAGGUGCUGUUGGAGAAGUAUGAGUGGCCACUGGAGCAGGCGGCCCAGUUCAGUGACUUCCUCCUCACCAUGCUGGACGUCACACCAGAAAAGAGAGCCACUGCCGCUCAGUGUUUGCAGCACCCCUGGCUCAACUUGUAGACUACUGUCCACCACCACAACACAACUACCAUGCGUCUAACCUUUACUGUAUACCACUGAGUCCAUACUGUACCACUAAGUCCGUGUGGUUAUUCUCAGCCUAGAUGGAGAUCUUUUCUAAAUGAAACGUUGAUUAUUUAUCUAAAGUUAAUAUAAACUGACGUUACCAUUACUCUGAGCACAUAAGUAGCAGUAACCUAAAUCUACAGAUUCUUUGUAUUUAUUAAAGCAGCAUUACAGGUUCUAUAAAUGGUUGGGAUGAAUAUGAUAUCUGUAGUUUGUUUUAAAAUGGAUGAUCUACUUCUCAUUGUGCUGAGUCACAUUUGUUAAAAUAGUGCCUUGAUAUGCCAGGUGUACAAAAAAAAGUAUACAAAAAAAAUAUCCUUCACUUUGUUUUAUACAUGUCGCCAAACUGUAUGUGGAAUGCUUAUUUUGUGAACAUAAAAUGUCUUUAAACAUGACUGGAAGAAAGACCAGA